Molecule: messenger RNA, 1002 nt
Organism: Lottia gigantea (owl limpet)
Lineage: Eukaryota; Metazoa; Mollusca; Gastropoda; Lottiidae
Exons: 7
Coding region: 1-1002 (333 amino acids)
Biological process (GO): microtubule-based movement
Molecular function (GO): microtubule binding; microtubule motor activity; ATP binding
Source: RefSeq, a predicted model, not a curated record
AUGAAAAGACACAAGUCCUCGUCAAAACGUGGAGAGGACAGAAUCAGGGUGUGCGUUAGAAAACGACCCGUCAUGAAAAGGGAAGUGAAAGCUUCAGAUAAAGAUAUUGUUGAUGCUGAGAGUACCACAACUUUAACUGUUAAUGAACCUAAAGUUGCUGUAGAUUUAAAACCAUAUUUAUUACAGCAUGAGUUUCGUUUCGAUGAAGUAUUUGAUGAGAAUUGUACCAAUGAUGAUGUCUAUGUUCGAGCAACCAGACCAUUAAUUAGCUGUUUAUUUGAGGGGGGUAGUGCUACAUGUUUUGCAUAUGGUCAGACAGGAGCUGGUAAGACACAUACCAUGAUGGGUAAUAAAGACACACCAGGACUGUAUCUACUAGCUGCUAAUGAUAUAUUUUCUCUCAUACAAUCUGGUAAAUAUGGCCGGGGGCUACACGUCUGGGUCAGUUUCUUUGAGAUAUAUUGUGGUCAACUGUUUGAUCUACUGAAUAAAAGAAACCGGUUACACCCUCGUGAAGAUGGUUCUCAUCGUGUCUGUAUAGCUGGUUUAACUGAAACAGAGGCAGUAGAUUCUAAUGUUCUUGUUGAGGUAUUAGAAUAUGGUAAUUCUGUAAGAAGUAAAGGUGCUACUGGCGUCAACCCUGAUUCUUCUAGAUCACAUGCAAUAUUACAGAUGGAAAUUAGAGAUGAUAAUGAUCAUAGGAAUGGAAGGAUCUCAUUUAUAGAUUUAGCAGGAAGUGAAAGAGCUGCAGAUGUUACUGAUACUGACAAACAAACCAGAUUAGAAGGGGCAGAAAUAAAUCAGAGUUUAUUAGCAUUAAAAGAAUGUAUCCGAUCAAUAGACCAAGAUUCCCGUCAUACACCAUUUCGUCAAAGUAAACUGACUCAUAUACUUAAAGAUUCUUUUGUUGGUAACAGUAAAACUUGUAUGAUAGCUAAUAUAUCACCAACACAAACAGCUUGUGAAAAUACCCUUAAUACACUAAGAUAUGCUGAUAGGUAA